AUGACUGAAUCAAGCAAGAUCCUGGUGACUGCACGAGACGUGGAACAACAAAUUCCUGCGCAACAGCCUCGCGGCUUAGGUACGUUAAGCAAGGAAACCAACGCGGCACCUAUGGAGAUUGCGCCAGCUGCACCUACUCCAAUUCUGGUCAUUCGGAACGGUUUGCUCGGUGACGACGGAGCGUUUCUGGAAGACGAGCACGAGAACGGCCUCGAUCUACCAGACGCUCCGUUCCCCCAUUGGGGCUUCAUGGCCACCUCUCUCGCAUACCUCGGUGGCGUUUUGACAAGCAUAGUUCUGCUAGGACUCCUGGCCCCCAUCCGCCGGCUUCUCACCACGCUGUACGGCUUUCGCCAUGUCCAUGUCCUCUCCGUGCACCACUCAAGCAAGACCCGCAAUAGGCCAGCGAAGCACGAUAUCAUCGGCGUAUUUGACUCGGAGAAUGCAGCACGAGUUGUUAUUACGGAGCUCAUGGGUCAGCCAGAGUUCGAAGGCCGGAACGUGAGCAUCGGUUUUCCUGUUAUCGGAGGGGACGACGUUGGGGUGAGCAUAAUGGACGACUGGAACGGUGAUGCCGAGGAUGGAGGGCUUGUGGUCCUGGUGCAGAAGAUGUACGUCAGAGGGAGAUGAUCACAACGGCUGUGUGGAAGGCUUAUAGCCUCUAUCACACCUCGGAGACAAGGCUAUGAAGUUGGGAGUCUGUAGAUGCAUCUCCGAAUCAUUGAAUGACCGCCAGGCAUUCCCAUCUGCUAGUCCUGCCGCAAUAGGCAUCUAUAGUGCACACAGCACCGUAUGGUCGUGGCAUGAUGUUGGGGAUCUGCCGCAGCAGUAUUUUGUAAAAAGACGUCUUGCUCGUAACCCCAACGCCGUAGCAAGGGCUAAAAACCACUCAUGGCAUGCAUAUCACUUUGAAGGCAGGCUACGAGUUUGAGAUGACGCCCAGGGGUCUCCGGAAAUUUUACAAACCG
Molecule: messenger RNA, 968 nt
Organism: Baudoinia panamericana UAMH 10762
Lineage: Eukaryota; Fungi; Ascomycota; Dothideomycetes; Mycosphaerellales; Teratosphaeriaceae
Exons: 1
Coding region: 1-630 (209 amino acids)
Source: RefSeq, a predicted model, not a curated record